Messenger RNA from Salarias fasciatus (jewelled blenny), 2541 nucleotides. RefSeq names its product adhesion G protein-coupled receptor A1. The transcript is spliced from 8 exons. NCBI's taxonomy places the organism in Eukaryota, Metazoa, Chordata, Actinopteri, Blenniiformes, Blenniidae. The record is from RefSeq and is a predicted model, not a curated record. Gene Ontology annotation, biological process: cell surface receptor signaling pathway; G protein-coupled receptor signaling pathway. Gene Ontology annotation, molecular function: G protein-coupled receptor activity. Bases 602 to 2530 code for a protein of 642 amino acids. Gene Ontology annotation, cellular component: plasma membrane; postsynaptic density; glutamatergic synapse.
UCGCCCGUCAAACUUCCUGGGUUUGUCCUGCACGGCUCUCCAGCGCCCCUCUGCGCCGCUCGCCUCCUCGCCUCUGACCGGCGGCCAUUCUCAACCCGACAAGGAAACCGCAGGGGAAUCGUUGCUCAACUUCAAAUGCCACACCGUCAACAACAGCGGCUCGCCGGCCAGUCAGCUCAGCAAGAACUCAGUGGCGGUCGCCUCAAUCCAUUUACCGCUGGCUGGUCCGCCUCUCUCCUCCUCUGCGCUGCAAUCUGUUGAUAACUCCACUUGCAGGCUGCAGUUUGUCGUCUUUCGCAAUGGGAAACUCUUUCCUUGCACGGGGAAUUCGUCGAACCUGGCGGACGAUGGGAAGCGCAGGAGCGUCUCGACACCAGUUGCUUUCACCAAAUUAGAUGGGUGCAGCCUCGGGAGCGCUGUGCACUCCGUCACUAUCGCUCUCAGGCACUUCGCGCUGGGUGUAGACCCGACCGCAGCCUAUUGGGAUUUUGACCUGCUGGAUGGACACGGCGGCUGGAGGGCAGAGGGCUGCCACAUAACGGGCUCCGGGGGCAACACGACCAUCAUUCAUUGCACCCACCACAAUAACUUUGCUGUGCUAAUGGAUCUGAAGAAGGUGCUGUCUUUCCCCCCAUACCCUGGGGAGUUCUUGCACCCGGUCGUGUAUGCCUGCACGGCGGUCAUGUUGCUCUGCCUCUUCGCCUCCAUCAUCACUUACAUCGUGCACCACAGCGCAAUCCGCAUCAGUCGGAAGGGAUGGCAUAUGCUCCUCAACUUCUGCUUCCACACGGCGCUGACCUUCGCCGUGUUUGCCGGUGGCAUCAAUCGAAUCAAAUACCCCAUCAUCUGUCAAGCAGUUGGACUCGUGCUGCACUACUCCUCGCUGUCGACCAUGCUGUGGCUCGGGGUGACGGCCAGGAACAUUUACAAGCAGGUGACCAAGAAACCUCCGCAGAGUCAAGACGGCGACCCGCCUCCACCCCCGAAGCAGCCCCUGUUGAGGUUUUAUUUAGUCAGUGGCGGAGUGCCCCUCAUCAUCUGCGGGGUCACGGCAGCCGUCAAUAUAGACAACUAUGGGAGCGGGGAGCAAGCGCCAUACUGCUGGAUGGCCUGGGAGCCCAGCCUGGGAGCCUUCUUUGGCCCCGUGGCCUUCAUCAUCCUUGUGACAUGCAUCUACUUCCUCUGCACUUUCAUCCAGCUGCGGCGCCACCCUGAAAAGAAGUACGAGCUCAAGCAGUUGACAGAGGAGCAGCAGAGACUGGCGGCUGUGGAUGUGCCGACCCAUUGCCACCAGGGUGCCGAGCCCGGAGCCCCUCCGAGUGGGAGCCAGUGCCCUGCCGGCUGCCCAGGCGUCCCCAUCAAUCCGGCGCUGCUGGCCAACGAGCACUCCUUCAGAGCUCAGCUGCGAACAGCGGCCUUCACGCUUUUCCUGUUCCUGGCCACGUGGACUUUUGGGGCACUGGCUGUGUCACAAGGCCACUUUCUUGACAUGAUCUUCAGCUGCCUUUACGGUGCCUUCUCCGUUACUCUCGGCCUCUUCAUCCUCAUUCAUCACUGCGCCAAGCGGGAUGAUGUCUGGCAUUGCUGGUGUUCCUGCUGCCCGGGACGAAACGCCAACGCCUGCUCGGGCGCUCAUGGGCCGGCACAAGCUCGACCCAAGGUCAAUGUGAAUGGAGACACACCUGGACAUGGCCACGGUCACAGCCACUGCCAUCAUGACUCACCAUGUCAGGGUAAGACACUGAUCAGCUGCAGUCACGGCAGUUUAUGUCACUGUAAACACGCCGCCCUCCCAUCCUCGCAAAACCACAUUACUUGUCUGGCGCCGGUGACGCCGUGCUGCGCCGCCUUGCACAGCCAGCAGCUGAUGGAGGAGGAGCCCACAGCGACACACGUGUUGCUACACGCCGACCCUGAGGGAUACCGACCGGGGAUCCAGCUGCACCCCUGCCUCAAGAGCAGCACGAGGACUAAAGGCCGUCAGCUGGGCCGCAGGACUGGGGCGGGCGGUUGCGGAACGGGGAACGAAAGGGAAUAUGCCUAUCACAUCCCCUCCAGCGCGGACGGAGGCAGCGUGCACAGCUCACACACUGACAGCCCUCACAGCACACAUGAGCGCCACGCUCACAUCUGCCCACACCUGGCCCACGAAUGCCAACACGACGGACAUCACGCCUGCCACGAGGGGCAUCAUGCGUGUCACGCCGCCACGCACGAGUCCCUGGCAUGCCAUAACCCCUGCCACCGGCAUAUUUGCUGUGCCAAAGCAGAACUUUUCCCUUCCUUGUGCCCAGCAGAGGCUGGAGACACGGGCGUCUUCUUGUGCGGCUGCAGCAAGGUGGCCGAGGAGGACCCCAUGGCCACACAUCACCACCUGGAGAUGCAUGCACAGCGCAGACAAUCCUACCCCCAGAACCCUCCUAAUCAGAAUGGGAUUUUGAAGGGGGGGCUGCAUGAAGGACUCCUGUACACCUCAGACAGCACAGGGAAUAUACGCACCGGACCCUGGAAGAAUGAAACUACUGUGUAGUGCGGGCAGGU